CAGCAGUUCACCAAGUAAACAAACAACUGGGGAAUGAAGCAGCAUGAGAAACAUCUGUGAGGUUUGGAACAUAAUAUUGACAAUUACGCUAUGGUGCAUUACAGCCACUCAAGGAUCACCUGUUUCCGAAAUUGUAUCCUUGGCCUCAUUAACCUCUCAGGAAAUGAGUAGUUAUAUGGACCUAUCAGUGGAUCCCUGUGAAGAUUUCUACACAUUUGCUUGUGGCAAUUGGGCCAAAAUACAUCCGGCAACCGAAACAGAAGUGGAGACCAAUAAUUUCCAAUUGUCGGUACAGCAAUGGAGAAAUUAUACUUUGAAAUUUCUAUCACACCAAAGAUACGAUGAUACCGAGACGGAAAGAAAGGUGAAAUAUUUCUAUGAAUCCUGUUUGAAUAUCACGCAAGGGGACGAGUAUAACAAUAAACUCAGACAGCUGUUGGAAGAGUUUGGACAAAUGCCUGCCCUAGCAGCAAACAAGUGGCAGGACAAAGACUUUGAUUGGCAAAAGCUUGUGUCUGAAAUCAAAUACAACUAUGAUUUGAAUAUAAUAUUGAACUUUGAUAUCCAUAUGGACCCGGAGCAAAUCAAAAUAUAUCGCCUUGGAGUGCGUCAGGCUAAAUUCAAGAACAAAUCGUUUUACGAAAAUGAAGCUCAACGUCAAAAAUAUGAAAAAGAAAUGGCCAAAAAUAUGAAAAACUAUUUGAGUUUAAGUGAGGAUUUGGCUAAGAAAACCUCCGAGGAGUUGGUUAACCUGGAAGCCAUGUUGGUGGGUAAUUUCACCUCCGAUGCUUUGGUGCAAAGCUAUUACUACGAAUUAAGUUUGGAUCAGCUGCACAAUAAAUACACCCCCAAUUUGGAUAUUAAGAGUAUGGUAAAAACCUGCUUGGGUUCAUAUCCCAGAGGAUAUGUUUUGGAGUAUGACAGCAAAUAUUUGGAAAAUUUGGGAGAAAUCAUCAAAGCCUUCCCCAAAAGGAUUGUGGCCAAUUAUAUAUUUUACAAAUUGUUGGAAUCAUUUGUGCCUCCCUCAUUUUCCCGCAAGGAUAACGAAGAGGAUCGUCAGCGUAAAUGCCAUGGCCAAACAAAAAAAUAUUUUGCCAAUGUGCUGGACAAUAUGGUCUAUAAAAAGUCGGAUUUCCAAAUGGCCGAAGAGGAUGUGAGGAGCAUUUUUCUGGAUCUACAGGCUUUCUAUGAGGGUGCUUUGGCCUCGGAGACCUAUUACAGUUGGUUGGAGAAAACCACCCGAAAACUGGCUGUGGAAAAGCUACGUGCCAUGAAAAUCAAAUUCAAUACUUAUAAGGAGGUAGAUUUUGCUCAGGACUAUGGUACCUUGGUAAUGGAUCCCCAGGAUUAUGUGACGAAUUUGAAAUUCAUCUACAGUGCAAAGGCUGCAAAGCAUAGGGCCAAACUGAAUGGUCCUGUCAAACCCUACUAUGACAGUUUGAAAAUGUCCUUUACUCCCCAAUAUGUGUUUGCUGAGAAUAUUAUACGCAUACCCUUGCCUAUCAUUUAUACAUCCCUGUUUUGGCAUGAGGAUCUGCCUUUUGCCUAUAAUUUUGCCCGCAUGGGUUAUUUAAUUGGUCAUGAAAUUAUUCAUGCCUUCGAUGAAGUGGGUCGGCAGGUGGAUAUACAAGGCAAAGUCCAGGAUUUGUGGGAUGCCCAUUCUGUUGCUAAUUUUGCCAAUCGCACUCAAUGUUUCAUAGAGCAAACUCAACGAUUCUCCUACGAAGGUCAACCAUUGGCCAAGAGGUCCAAACAAAGUGAAACCAUUGCUGACAAUGGUGGCAUACGUUUGGCUUAUGAAACCUAUAGGACUUGGUUCGAAAGUGCUUUACUUCCUCAAAUUGAUCGCGACAAGGAAAUGCUACCCGCUUUGGUGUAUAAAGAUAAGCAACUGUUUUUCUUAAGCUAUGCUCAAACUUUAUGUUCUGAUAUGGUGAAGGCGACCAGAGAUAUGAUGAUUUUAACUGAUCCCCAUUUGCCUACAAGUUUGAGGGUUAAAAGUUCCCUAUUGAACUAUGAAGAAUUCGCUAACGCCUUUAUGUGUCCCAAGGGUAGUGGUAUGAAUCCAGAAGAAAAAUGUAGAAUGUACUGA
This is a messenger RNA of Stomoxys calcitrans (stable fly), 2092 nucleotides long. Its product is annotated as neprilysin-4. The transcript has a single exon. The record is from RefSeq and is a predicted model, not a curated record. Gene Ontology annotation, molecular function: metalloendopeptidase activity. NCBI's taxonomy places the organism in Eukaryota, Metazoa, Arthropoda, Insecta, Diptera, Muscidae. Gene Ontology annotation, cellular component: plasma membrane. Bases 44 to 2092 code for a protein of 682 amino acids. Gene Ontology annotation, biological process: protein processing.